GUGUCAAAUCAACAGAGCUACAACUGCGUCCACAGGGUUAUGGCACCGAGUACAAGCUAGCUAAAUAAAAAAACCCAAAUCCAGUCCUCGGAAUGACUCCGACGGUGAAGAAGUCAUCUUCUCAGAACGGCUUCAGAGAAGAUGAUACAGCCUGUCAGAAUGGCUUGGAGACUGAGGAAGAACCUCUGCUCCGAGAGAACCCCAGGCGGUUUGUCAUUUUCCCCAUCCAGUACCGAGACAUCUGGAAGAUGUACAAACAGGCCCAGGCUUCUUUCUGGACCGUGGAGGAGGUCGAUCUAUCCAAAGACUUGGCACACUGGGACCGCUUGAAGGCGGAGGAAAAACACUUCAUCUCCCACAUCUUAGCCUUCUUUGCUGCCAGCGACGGUAUCGUCAAUGAGAACCUGGUGCAGAGGUUCAGCCAGGAGGUGCAGGUCCCUGAAGCGCGAUCCUUCUACAGCUUUCAGAUCCUCAUAGAGACUGUCCACUCAGAGAUGUACAGUAUGCUCAUCAACACUUACAUUAGGGACCUGAAGGAGAGGGACUAUUUGUUUAAUGCCAUUCAGACCAUGCCUUGUGUGAAACGGAAGGCAGACUGGGCCCUCCAGUGGAUAAACGACAGUAAAUCAACAUUUGGAGAGCGGAUUGUGGCUUUUGCAGCUGUGGAAGGCAUCUUCUUUUCUGGUUCAUUUGCUGCUAUCUACUGGCUGAAGAAGAGGGGGCUAAUGCCUGGCCUUACCUACUCCAACGAGCUCAUUAGCAGGGACGAGGGUCUGCAUUGUAACUUUGCCUGCCUGCUGUACAGCUACCUGGUGAAAAAGCCAUCAGAGGACAGAGUCAGAGACAUCAUCACCAAAGCUGUUAGCAUCGAACAGGAGUUUCUCACAGAGGCCCUGCCAGUAGAUCUCAUAGGAAUCAAUAGCUGCCUCAUGAAGCAGUACAUCGAGUUUGUGGCUGACCGGCUUCUCACUGAUCUCGGACUGACCAAGGUUUACCAAGCUGAAAAUCCAUUUGACUUCAUGGAGUCUAUCUCACUUGAGGGGAAAACCAACUUCUUUGAGAAACGCGUGGCGGAGUAUCAAAGAUUCGGAGUCAUGUCGAGCAUGAUGGACGGUGAAUUCACACUAGACGCAGACUUCUAAAAACUGACAUGGCAUGUUACUGUAAAUUUGUUACAUUUGGUCAACCUAUUUAUUUAUUUCCAUACAGUUAUUAUACAACAGAGGUUUUCAGGUCUUACUGUAAUACUGAUACAGUGCUACGAAGUGAAGGCUGUACUCUUUUUUUGUUGUUAUUGUUUUUUUGGAUGUUUUUUUUGUUUUGUAUUAGAGAUGGAGAAUUAUUUAGCAACCAGUACAGUUUAUAAGUAGAAUGGGUGAGCAUCAACAUUUUGCCAUCAUGACAAAAUAAUGAGGGAGGUGACAUAAAUGAGUAUUUCUUUCCUCACUGAGCAUUUUGGAUAAUAAAAACACAGAAUAUAUUUUUACUUUUCUGCUUCGUGUUGCUUGUUUCUAUGGCAGAUUGCUUUAAUAUUUUCUAACUUUUAGAAUACAAUAAAAAAUGUUUUGCCAAAUAUGUGUAGGUGUUGUAAAUGAAUGCAAGAGGUAAAUGUUUGUACAGCUGAGAACCAACAACAGCCUUAUUCUCAAAUGUAGGUGACAGGUAAUAAAUGCGAUGUGGGUCAUUUUACGAUUGGUGGACAAUGUGGGCUUCAAAAAUUGUAAAUAGUCAAAAAAGGACUCUUUAUUUUUGAAAUUUCUUUUAUGCACGUAAGAAAAACAAAUAAUAAACCAUCCAAAAAAAUUCUUUCAGCUCAGGCAUCAAAGCUACACUUUUUAUGCAAUACUUUGGUUGCUGUAUGCUGUGACAUGGAAAAGUGGACUUUAUAAAUAUUGUUUUAGAAAUUAUUAACCUUUAAAUUAAAGAUAAUCACCCUCAUACUAAAUAUUCAUACAGUUUUAUUAAUUUAAACAACUUUCAGAACCUACCCUUUUUUGUGAUUUUAGUAUUUAUUUUUGAGUGUUUGUUGAAUACACUUUUUUGUACACUUUUCAGAAAAUAAUUGAAACUAUGUUACAAAGGCAAUAGAUUAAUCCCUUGUGAGCUAAGAAAAACAUUUAUGGUUAUUUUAUUCAAAUUAUAAAGCACCAGGGUUAAUAUUAGAGUAACAGUGUUGCACAAGAUAACAUGGCUGAAUGGAUUUUUUAAUUCACAGAUUAUGACAUAAAUCUAACAAAACAAAAAAAAUACUCAGGACCACGGAUAUAUUGUUUAAUAAUAUUCGGUAUGUUGUUAACAUGUUUGUACAGUAAUGUUUUAUAUGUGCAGUCACGGGAUUUCGAGCAGCUGGGUUGCAAAUCAGUGCUAAUAUUAGUGUUCUCUCAGAAAUAAAACGUGAGCUGUGUAAUGUAAUAAAGCAUGAAAGUGAAGGGUAAAUGCAAUUAAAUAAAAUAAAAGAAAGAAAUUUCAAAAAA
Messenger RNA from Pelmatolapia mariae (spotted tilapia), 2474 nucleotides. RefSeq names its product ribonucleotide reductase M2 b (gene rrm2b). The coding region runs from base 93 to 1142 and encodes 349 amino acids. Gene Ontology annotation, cellular component: cytosol. The transcript is spliced from 9 exons. Lineage: Eukaryota; Metazoa; Chordata; Actinopteri; Cichliformes; Cichlidae. Gene Ontology annotation, molecular function: ribonucleoside-diphosphate reductase activity, thioredoxin disulfide as acceptor. The record is from RefSeq and is a predicted model, not a curated record. Gene Ontology annotation, biological process: deoxyribonucleotide biosynthetic process.